UUUAAGCACUUAAUCAAAAUAAUCAGUAGUAUUUUUUUUUUUUUUUUUUUGACGACUUUAAGUACAUAGUGGGGUAGAGAUUUGAUAUAGGUGUUCAUUAAGCUAAAUUGUUAAGAAAAAUUGGGCAGGAUGGGGUGUUGUUUCAUGUUGAUUUCAAUGUGCCUUUUGAUUUUUAGUUAUGGAAGAGAUUAAAAGGAAAAUAGUAAUGAAAUUAAGGAAGGUAGUGUAAUGGGGUUUUGGUAUUAAUAAUAACCUAUUAAAGUUGAUAACUUCCAAGUUGUUUUUUAUUCUCUUUUGCUUUGAUUGUAAUUUACCUUUUAUGGUACUUGUUUAUUCCUGUAUUAUUUUAAUUUUGUUUCCUUCUUUGAAGUAUAAGUGGGAUCUGAUGUGGAAUAAAAUUUCUUUUAAAGAAAAACACAAACUUUUGUUCUUCUCAAGUACAUAUUUGACAUUUCAUCAUACUUUUCGAAUCUUUAUAUAUUUCAAUUUCUCAAUAAAAUUGGUGAGGAUUAUUGUGAUGUUGAAGUAUGUAAUGUUUGGAUUUCAAAAUUUCCAAUACUUUUCCAUGAGCAUGUUUUUUUUUUUUUUAAUGUACGGAUCUGUUCAUACGAGUUUAAUCAAAUUAUUCAAUAUAUAUAUAAUCUAUGUUAUAGGUUGAUCUCCAUCUACAAAUCAAUAGUUUUGAUGAUCAUCUUAAUCAUUGGUAGUUUGUAGGUCGAAAAUUUUAAUUACAAUUUUGAAGGUAAUUAAGUGUCAUGUUUUUCCUUUUUUUUUUGGUCCUUCAUUAAUGUUGCAGCUUCAAGCUUGUCGCUAAUCUUGGAAUAGACUUCAGAAGAAGAAACAAUGGUUGUAAAAGAAUCAGACAUGAUUUCACAUGAUGAAGUGGAAUCGCCAUUACAGUCUGAACAACAGCUCAAGCAACAUAGAUUCUCUUCUCUUGGAAGGCAAUCCUCCAUUUACUCACUCACAUUGGAUGAGUUCCAACAUACACUUUGUGAGAGUGGCAAAAAUUUUGGCUCCAUGAACAUGGAUGAGUUCCUCACCAGCAUUUGGACAGCAGAGGAAAACCAAGCAAUUAACGCCAGCCAAUCGGGGACGGCCGUCGUUGCUGCUGUGGCAGCAUUGAGCAAUGCUCAGGGUCACUUGCCGGUGAGCGGAGGAGCGUCUAUGGAGAAACGCAACAUAGAGAAGCAAGCAAGCCUACCUCGCCAAGGUUCGCUUACACUUCCUGCACCCUUGUGUAGGAAAACUGUGGAUGAGGUUUGGUCCGAGAUACAUAAGAGUCAGCAGGGGAGGAAUCACAAUAGCAACAGUGGUAAUGCCAACUCUCAGAAUCCGGAAUCUGCCACACGCCAACCGACGUUUGGGGAGAUGACACUGGAGGAUUUUCUGAUCAAAGCUGGAGUUGUUCGAGAACAUUGCAUUGGGGGAGGAGUGCCGCAGCCAUUGCCACCGUCCCAGCAAUAUGGUAUGUACCAGAAUAGCAACCACACCAUUGGUGCUGGUUAUGUUUCCAGGCCUAUUAUGGGACUCAAUACAUCUGCAGCUGGUGGUGGUGCUAGUGGUAAUGCCGCUGCUGGUGGCAUUACAACGUACCAACCAGUUCCUCAAGGUGGUUCUACUAUUGGAGAUACAUCAGGAUUUGCUGGCAAUGGUAAAAGAAACAGUGUGUUCUCAUCACAGCCUCCACCUGCAGUGUGUUAUGGUGGAAGAGUGGUGAACGGUGGCGGAGGUGGUGGUGGGGGAGGAGGAUAUCCACCUGCUCAACCGAUGGGGUUGGCAGCGCCUGUAAGUCCAGUAUCCCCAGAAGGAAUGUGUACAAAUCAGGUGGAUAGCUCAAAUCAAUUUGGGUUGGACUUGGGUGGGUUAAGAGGUAGGAAGAGGAUAAUUGAUGGGCCAGUUGAAAAAGUUGUGGAAAGAAGACAAAGAAGGAUGAUAAAGAAUAGAGAGUCAGCUGCAAGGUCUAGAGCUAGAAAACAGGCCUACACAGUAGAGUUAGAAGCAGAGUUGAACCAAUUGAAAGAGGAAAAUGCUCAUCUUAAGCAGGCCUUGGCAGAGCUUGAGAGGAAGAGAAAGCAACAGUACUUGGAGGAAACAAAGAAUUUUCAUACGAAAGCACAAAGAGCAAAGGAAAAGCUUCGUGUAAUGAGGAGAACUUUGAGCUGUCCAUUGUGAAAGAAAAUGUUCAAAUGUUCCGGUCAUGCUUAUGGCAACAUGGAACGCACUUAAGUAGUUAGCAGAUAACUUCCAAAGGGUCACAGGAAAACCUCGUGCAUGCAGGAAAUCGAGAACUCGGCAUCUUAGAGAGCAGAACAUCUAGUAGGAAUUUGAGCUGCUCGUCAUAAUUUUCUUCAUUGACUCAAAUCUUGUACUGAUGAAUGGCCUAGCAGUACAAGAUUUUGACUUUGCUUCCUUAUGGAUUCGUCGAGGUUUUGUAAUGAAGUAGAUAGGCAUAAUCUGCAUAAAAUCUGAUAAAUCUUCCGGUCUUUGUAAGCUAUAAAGAUUAGAAUAGAGAAUGAAUCACCUUUGCGGUAUCA
Molecule: messenger RNA, 2537 nt
Organism: Cucumis sativus (cucumber)
Lineage: Eukaryota; Viridiplantae; Streptophyta; Magnoliopsida; Cucurbitales; Cucurbitaceae
Product: protein ABSCISIC ACID-INSENSITIVE 5
Exons: 4
Coding region: 844-2175 (443 amino acids)
Biological process (GO): positive regulation of DNA-templated transcription
Cellular component (GO): nucleus
Molecular function (GO): DNA-binding transcription factor activity
Source: RefSeq, a predicted model, not a curated record